AUGGGUUCUCUCUUCUCCCUCGCUUUGAUAAUUCUUCUUUCACUGGCUUCAGUGAGAAUUGAAGCUCAAGAGAUCAAAUCAGCUCGUCUUCUUGAUCUUCUCAUUAGAGACUACACACUUAAGUCUAAUGGCAUACGCUUCAAGACAGGUAUGGUGCACACUGUAGAUUUACCAGCAAACUUAUCCGGCAUCAAAGUCGAUACAGUGAGGUUUCGAUGCGGCAGUCUACGAAGAUAUGGCGCACAAGUUAAGGAAUUCCAUCUGGGUAUUGGUGUAACACUGCAGCCAUGUGCUGAGAGACUCGUGGUAAUUAGACAAUACUUGGAUCCUAAAUGGUCCUCUAUAUAUUAUGCUAGCUAUGAUUUAUCAGGAUAUCAUCUUGUGUCACCUAUUUUAGGCCUUUUAGCUUACAAUUUUGGUAGUGAUGUAAAUGUUAGCAGCUCUUUUGAGAUUGGAAUUCAUGCUGGAGAAAAACCAAUUACCAUAGAUUUCAGGAAUGCAUCAAGUACUGCCAACGUAUCGGCAAUUAGGCCAUUGUGUGCUAGUUUUGAAAAUGAUGGUAAGAUGAUAUUAAAAAAACCAGCAUCACCUUUUGUUUGUGUAGCAACAAGGCAUGGACAUUAUGGUUUGGUGCUCAAGUCUCCACCAGCACCAGCACCACCACCAGCAAUGCAGAUGAUGAAAAAGAAGAUCAGCCUGUGGAAAGUGGUGGUUGGGAGCUCAGUUGGGACUGUAAUUGCUGUCUUUUUAUUGGGGUUGCUUUUGGUGGCAAUGCUUGUUAAGGUAAAGAAGAAAGCAAGAAUGGAAGAGAUGGAAAGAAGGGCUUAUGAAGAGGAAGCUCUUCAAGUAUCAAUGGUUGGUCAUGUCAGGGCUCCUACGGCAACUCUUACUCGGACGGUGCCAAUUAUUGAGCAUGAGUAUAUACCUUAUCCUUCUUGA
This is a messenger RNA of Dovyalis caffra, 939 nucleotides long. Lineage: Eukaryota; Viridiplantae; Streptophyta; Magnoliopsida; Malpighiales; Salicaceae. The record is from the annotation of a GenBank genome assembly.